AUGGAAGCUUUGAGCAUUACAGAGGAGAGAGCUCCAGAGAGCGAGUCCGAGAGUGAGGAAGACAUUCCAGACACCUCCCCAGUAUCAGGACGUCGAGCACAAAAUGCUCACUUCAAGACAUUGCUGUCAAAGGUUGCGAAAAUCAUAACAGACGAGGAGGUAAAGGCGAUUGAGAAAUCACAACAUGUUGACACUUCAACUCGCCAUCUGCUGGCGACACAAGAUUUUGCUGCCACCAUACAUGAUCCUCGAGAGUAUCAAAUUGAGCUGUAUGAGAAGGCUAAGAAAGAAAACACUAUAGCUGUUCUUGAUACAGGAUCUGGAAAAACAUUGAUUGCGGUACUUCUUAUGAAAUACAUAAUUCAGAACGAGUUGAUCAGUCGGGAUUGUGGAGAAAGACCACGAGUCUGCUUCUUCCUGGUCAACAGCGUUACUCUGGUUUUCCAACAGUCAGCCGUCUUGAAAAACAACAUCGAUCAGACAGUUACCCCUUUGAUCGGUGACCUAGGAGUGGACCUCUGGAAUAAAGAGGCAUGGAGUAAAACCCUCAAUGACAGCAUGGUUAUAGUUUGCACUGCUGCUAUUCUUCAUCAUUCUCUUCUGAAUUCUUUCGUCCGGAUGGAGGACAUAAAUCUGUUAAUUUUUGAUGAGGCACACCAUACAAAAAAGGAGCAUCCAUAUGCCAGGAUCAUCAAAGACAGUUAUCUCAAAACUGACGCAGCCUGCCGACCCCGGGUAUUUGGUAUGACGGCAUCUCCUAUCAAUGCUAAAGGUGAUGUUGUGGCAGCAGCUUUGGAACUUGAAACGUUAUUAAAUAGCAAGAUUGCGACAACUUCCAACCUAGCACUUUUACGACAGGUAGUCACUCGGCCAGAUGAGGAACUAUGGAAGUAUCCAAUUCCCAAAGAACCCUUCAAAACAAAACUUCAUGAAAUUUUGGAACGCAAAUAUGGAAAUAUGGAAUGUCUUUCGAAGAUAUUCGCAUACUCCUCUCAAGCUAGUGUGGAACUUGGGGAGUGGUGUGCGGAUCGUAUUUGGCUUACUGCCUUGAGAGAAGAAUCCCUUCCGAAGUUUCAGGGAAGGCUCAGUACAUCCCACCAAAGGCUCGCGCAUGAGGACGCUGUAAAAUUGACGGAAGAAGGAACGAAAAGGCUCAAUGAUCUUUCUGAUAUGGUCGUCAAACAUGAGCUGCCUCGCGGUGCCGCCAUAUUCGAGCUGCUGAGCCCAAAAGUCCAGCUGCUUUACCAAAACCUGUCGAAGCAUUUUGAAAAAUUGCCAAACUCCAAGUGUAUUGUGUUCACCAAACAAAGACACACUGCUAAAAUCCUUGAAGAUGUGUUCAAGGAGCUAAGCGUAUCAACCAUGCGUCCUGGAGUCUUGAUAGGUUUGAGUAAAUCUGGCGAUAGUCUCGGAACCAACACGACAUACCAUCAACAAUUUAAAACAAUGAUGAGGUUUAAAAAAGGAGAGUUAAAUUGCCUGUUUGCAACUUCAGUAGCAGAGGAAGGACUCGAUAUCCCAGACUGUAACCUCGUGGUCAGAUUCGAUCUCUAUGAGACUCUGAUUCAAUACGUUCAAAGUCGAGGCCGGGCAAGGCAUUCUAACUCCACGUAUGCGCUCAUGGUAGAAAUCGGCAACAUGGAACAUGAGACUAGGUUGGAUCUAGUACACCAAUCAGAGGCGGUGAUGCGCCGGUUUUGUGAGAGCCUGCCAAAGGACAGAAUGCUGGGCUACAGCCAUGAUAACCUUGACUAUAUGUUGGAAAAAGACCUCAAAAAAAGGCAAUAUACCAUACGGAGUAGUGGAGCCACCUUGACAUAUCAUUCGGCUUUGACCAUACUCGCUCGCUAUGCAAGCUCCUUGCAAUAUGAGAAUGACGAUUGCCCGCAAGCCCAUUAUUUUGUUUCGUCAGUUAAGGAUAUGUAUCAAUGUGAGGUCAUACUUCCUGAGAAAUCGCCUGUCCAUAGACUGUUAGGCAAGCCGGCGACACAAAAGUCUCUCGCGAAACAAUCUGCAGCCUUUGACACAUGUCUCCUCCUGCGCAAGAGUAACUUGCUAGAUGAACAUUUCAUAUCUACUUAUCAUCGGAGACUCCCUGUGAUGCGUAAUGCGAAAUUGGCAAUCAUGUCUCGCAAGACAGCUCAAUACCCGAUGAUGACAAAGGCGACGUUUUGGAAGCAAGGUCGCGGCAUUGAGCCAAACGCCUUGUUUACUACAUUGAUCUUUCUGACUCCAGUCGAACCAUUACAGAGAAAUUACGCGAGUGUUAUACUGUUAACUCGUGAGCGGUUACCCCAGUUCCCGGAGUUCCCAAUAUAUUUGGAAGAUGAUAUCGAGACUACAAUCCGGUCAAUCCCGCUGACGAAGGCCUUGACGAUAUCUUCUAAUCGUGUGAAACUCAUUACUACUUUUACUCUUAGAGUAUUUCGAGACUUAUAUAACAAGACAUAUGAACAGGAUACGACAAUGAUGCCGUACUGGUUGCUUCCAGCAGCGACAGAGAUCACCAUGGACAAAACCAUCAUUGACCCACUAGAUAUUAUUGACUGGGAGGCAAUACAGUUUGUCUACGACAAUGAUGAAGUCCCUGGUACUGCUUCCAAACCAGAAGAAAUGGUCGGCCGAUUUGUCUACGAUCGAUGGGAUGGAAAAUAUCGUUAUUUUCUUACAAAAAUCAACCCAACACUUCGUCCAUCAGAUCCACCACCGUCUUUCCUCCCUCACCGUAAACACAUGGAAAACAUCAUGGACUAUGGCCUGAGUUUGUACAAAAAGGCCAGGGGAAUUUUUCUUUCAUCAUGUGAUUGGAACCAGCCCGUUUUCGACGCAGAUUUGAUACCGCUCCGAAGAAACCUCCUGGAAAAAAUGACUGAGAAGGAAAGAGACGUAGAAAGAAGAUCGGUAAUAUGUUUGGAACCUAUGGUUAUUUCGGCGAUUCCCGCCUCAACAGCUGCAACUUGCUUCGUGAUGCCCGCUAUUCUGACACGUCUAGAGUCCUAUCUUAUUGCCCAGGAAUGCUGCAGUAGCUUGGAUCUAAAGGUUGAUCUAUCUUAUGCAUUGGAGGCAAUUACAAAAGACUCUGACAACACCGAGGAGCAUCGUCACGAGCAAAUACACUUGCAGAGAGGCAUGGGAAAAAACUAUGAGCGCCUUGAAUUCCUUGGCGAUUGUUUCCUGAAGAUGGCAACAUCAAUUGCCUUAUUCGCACAGAAUCCUUUCGACCAGGAGUAUGAUUUCCAUGUCAAUCGAAUGUGUCUUCUUUGUAAUAGAAAUCUUUAUAAUACGGCGAAGGAGCGAAAACUAUACGAGUACAUACGGAGUAAAGGGUUUUCUAGGAGAAAUUGGUAUCCGGAGGGCAUGAAACUACUCCGAGGCAAGUCAAACGAAUCCAAAGGAUCAGAAGAGCAUGCAUUAGGAGAGAAGACGAUUGCAGACGUCUGCGAAGCAAUCAUUGGAGCAUCUUUACUCUCCGGUGGCACUGAGCACCGAUUUGAUAUGGCUGUCAAGGCAGUGACAGAAUUGGUUAACAACGACCUGAAUGAUAACAAGUCCCACAAAGCAUGCAGAUGGGCGGAUUAUUAUCAGCUUUAUUCGUUGCCACCUUAUCAAACCCAGAUUCCUGAUGGGUUUGAGAAGAAGCUUGCUCUACAGGUAGAGGAGAAACUGGGGUAUCAUUUCAAGUAUCCUAGGCUGCUUAGAUCCGCUUUCACUCAUCAGUCGUUCCCAUCGGCUUGGGCAAGGGUUCCCUGCUAUCAGCGCUUAGAGUUUUUAGGUGACUCGCUUUUGGAUAUGGUUUGCGUUGAGGAUCUAUAUGAGAGAUUUCCUGAUCGUGAUCCACAAUGGCUUACUGAGCAUAAAAUGGCUAUGGUAUCCAACAAGUUCCUGGGCACCCUCACUGUGCAGCUUGGGCUACACACUCACCUGCAAUACUUUAGCAGUCCACUUCAGAGCCAGAUAUACCAAUAUGUUGAGGAAUCACAGUUAGCCUACGAGAACAAGCGGUCUGUGGAUUUUUGGCUGAGCACAGAAGACGCCCCAAAGUGCUUGCCAGACAUGCUAGAAGCUUACCUUGGUGCCAUUUUUGUUGACUCUGAGUUCGACUUUGGUGUCAUCGAGGCGUUUUACAAGAAACAUAUCAAACCAUUCUUUGAGGAUAUGGCGUUGUAUGACACAUUUGCAAACAAACAUCCUGUCACGUUUUUGCAUAAUAAAUUGUCUAUCGAGUUUGGAUGCAUAGAGUUCUCUCUCAAGGCAGGUGAAAUACCGGCCGUAGAUGGAGCACCCGUAAUAAUUCUGGCAGCUGUAUUCGUCCACGAUGAGGUUUUGGCAGAAGCAAAGGGAUCAUCUGUCCGGGGUGCGAAAAUGAAAGCAAGCCAGGCCGGUCUGGAUAAGCUGGAGGGGCUAAGCUUGGACAAGUUCCGUGAACUGUACCGCUGUAAAUGCCCAAAAGCUACUUCAUCAAAAGACGUUGUCGAGCCUGAAGUCUGACAAUUCUCAUUUCAACUGGCAGACGCAUUCAUUACACACAAAAAUUCUGACAGCUGAGAUCGAAUUUGAUAGAGAAUAGAAAUCAAUUAGUAUUCAGAAAGGAGAACAAACAGCUUAGUAAGUUUGAAAUAGCAAGAGCAGCAGGCCCAUCCAGCGAGCAGCGUGCUGUGAUUGGCCGGGCCAGCUCCCAUACAAAGGGUCAAC
Molecule: messenger RNA, 4692 nt
Organism: Talaromyces proteolyticus
Lineage: Eukaryota; Fungi; Ascomycota; Eurotiomycetes; Eurotiales; Trichocomaceae
Product: putative RNA helicase/RNAse III
Exons: 16
Coding region: 1-4488 (1495 amino acids)
Biological process (GO): siRNA processing
Cellular component (GO): RISC complex; nucleus; cytoplasm
Molecular function (GO): ribonuclease III activity; RNA binding; ATP binding
Source: RefSeq, a predicted model, not a curated record